Trypanosoma brucei brucei TREU927 is the source of this 1158-nucleotide messenger RNA. Its product is annotated as flagellar protofilament ribbon protein, putative. The transcript has a single exon. The record is from RefSeq and is a predicted model, not a curated record. Bases 1 to 1158 code for a protein of 385 amino acids. Lineage: Eukaryota; Euglenozoa; Kinetoplastea; Trypanosomatida; Trypanosomatidae.
AUGGAGCCAGCAGCUGAGACCAUCAAUGUCGCAUCAAAUUCCUCUUCGUUACCGCAGUUGGAGACGGCAACAACGAGGGAAAAGAAGCGGCUCUUCAUGAUGCAGCGUGCAGAGCGCCUCAAAGACCCGAAAAUGCGUCAUAUGGGCAUCGACAAGGAGGCGCUUGACAGGCAGGUCCGUGAAAGGGAGGCGCUUCGACAGCUGGAGAAAGAGCGGAACGACUUUUAUGACCGACAAGCCCUUCUGAUGGAUCGCCAUGCUCAGGCACUUCAGAAGGAGGUUAACGAGAUACGAGCAAACCGUGAAAAGCAAUUGCUUGACUACCGUGAAACCUACCAGAAGAAGGAAACGCAGCGCGAGUGGGACCUCAACGAUCCCCACUGGAAGGCGAAGGAUUUACCGGGCCGUGUUGGCGACAACGAUCCCCGAACUGGGGUUUCUUCUCUCCAAAAAUUUGAAGGUGAGGACUUGGAUUACAAGAAUCGUCGGGCUGCUCAGCAGCGCCAACAGCGCGAGUGGGCGCGGCAGCAAACGGAGGAGAAACUCGCGAAGAAGUGGAUGGAGGAGGAGGCAAACCGUGUCUUCGAUGAACGAAACGAGGAGACCAACCGCCGUAUCUACGAUAUAGAGCAGGGUAUCGCCGAGCAGCGCAGGAUGAUCCAUAAGAACCAAGCAGAAUUUAAUAAAGCCCUCGCCGAGCAAAAGCGCCGUGAGGCCAUUCGAGACAAGGAGGAGGACACCCGCAAGGCCCUUGAGGAAAUUCGUUUCCACAUGGAGGGUGAUUUCCUUAACGAAACCGAGACGGUCGUGAGCGAGCUUGGAAAGAAGGUGAAGGCGGAGCGCUACAAAGGCAUGACAGAGGAGCAGAAGCGUAAGUUUCUUGAGGAUCGGGCGAGACAACGCGAUCUUUUGCGGCGUCGCCGGUUUAUGGAAGUCGAGGAAGAACGGCGGUGGGCCCAGCAGGACAACUUGCAGCUUCGCAUGGCCAACGCUUUGGAAAGGCAGAAGGAACGUGAACGGCAUGCAGAAAGGUUGAGCAUUGCUGCCGAGCAGAUGAAGCAGAGGGAGGCAUCACAAAUUCGCAAGAAGCAACUAGACGAGUUGUACACCAAUCAGGUAGAUGAAGACUAUUUCAAGUAUUGGGAUCUCUGUAUGUAG